GUGGCAACGCUCCGUUCAGUUUCAUUUUUCCACUUUUCCGUAUAUCCGUUAUAACGAUUGAUAAUUAAAUUAAAAAUAUGAAAACCUAAUGAUUAUAAGAUAUUAUAGUAUCAUAUACUUCUGCUAUAUCUUUCCUUUUACAAAAUUGCAAUCAAUGAGUAAUUCUAGAUGAAUUUCUAACCUCAAUGGCGGGAAUUCGCAAUAUUUUGGUGUUGUUGUUAGUGUUGCUUAGUACAGUUGCCAGUAACCGUGUAUUAGAGUUAAGCGACCGAUUUCUUGAAGUUCGUAACAAUGGUGUUUGGUUAGUCAUGUUUUAUGCUCCAUGGUGUGGCCACUGCAAAAAUUUAGAACCAAUAUGGAAUCAGGUUGCUCAGUCUUUGGUAGACACAGACAUAAGAGUUGGUAGAUUAGAUUGUACUAGAUUUAGCAGUGUUGCAGUUGAAUUUUCAGUAUCUGGUUUUCCUACAAUAUUGUUUAUUAAAGGCCACAAGACAGUUGAAUAUAAAGGAGACAGAGAGCGAUACGAUAUUGUUGAAUUUGCUCGAAGAAUGGAUGGUCCAGCAGUUCGUCACUUUGUCAACUGCGAACAGUUUCAAGUCAUCAAGAAAGAUAAGAAAGUGUUCUUUGUGUACGUGAAUGGUGCAAAAUUAGGCGAAGGUGAGGAAUUAAAGGAUAAUUUCACAAGAAUUGCUGAAGAAUUCCAAACAGUAAUGAAUUUUUAUACUGUCCCAGCCCAGUGCAUUUCUUUGGUUGAUGGUGUCGAUAUGCCUAAAGAACCGUCAAUAUUCGUUUGUAAGGAUGGGUCCUGUUUCCGGUAUGAAGCAGAAACCCAAAAGAGCAGAAACAAAACAUUAUACGAUUGGGUGAACAAAGAAAGGUUUCCAAGUUUUAUUAAAGUCACUCAUGGGAAUUUUUACCAGUUGAUGAAAAGUGGAAAGUAUGUGGUAAUUGCAGUUUUAGAAGAAAAUCAAAUAGGUGGGCUAACACUUAGAAUGUCUGAAUUCAGGGAUGUUUUGGAAGCUAUUGCUGUUAAUAAUAAAGAUAUAUAUCACGAGCAUUUUAUCUUUGGAUGGCUUGGGCAACCAGAAGUUGCAAAUAAUAUUGCUAUGACAACACUUUCCAUACCAAGCCUACUAGUAGUAAAUUCUACUACAUAUGAAUAUUAUUUGCCAGUUUUAGAAGAGGAUGAAAAAGUUCCUUCACCCCAGAGUAUCUUAGAGCUUUUAGACAAAGUGAAAAAUAAUAGUGCUGAGGCUCAUGGAGGUGAAACAUUCUUUUACCGAUUGUAUAGAACAUACUAUGGCGCUAAAACUUCCUUGAUGGGUAUGUGGAAAGGGAAUCCAGUUCUAACUACUGUACUUCUUGGGCUUCCUUUAGGCCUCUUUAGUAUUAUCUGUUACACAACCUGUUGCACUGACCUUUUAGACGCAGGUGAUGAAGAUGAUGAAACAGAGACAGUGGAUGAAAGACAUCAGAAGAGAGAAUAACACUUAUCUGCUGUGAUAUUGACAAGUAUUUUUUAUCGCUUGUAUUAUUUUGUAGAAAUAUGCAUAUUUAUUUCUGUACAAAUGUAUAUUUGUUUUUUAUUCAUAUGCAUAAGUAAUCUGAUUUUUUAACUGCAGUAUUGAAUUCGAUUUAUGAAAAAAAAAUAUCUGAAGACAUAUCUGCAAUAUAUAUAAUGCAUUUUUCUUUUGACAUCAUCAUAUGACUUGAAUUAAAACCAUUCUGUUGGAAAUAUGCUAAAAGAAAAUAGUUGUAUAAUACAGAAAUGUUUUGUACAUGGCAACUUAGCAAAUAUAAAAAGCUUAUUCAUUCUGAAAAAUACUCAAUGUAGAAAAUUUUUUCAAGUUGAAUAAAUAUUUUAUAAGUGCUCAUACAUAAAGUCAUGGUUAAAUUAUUUCAAUUGAUAUCUUUAACUUUUUGUGAAUUCUUGGCGUUUUAAGUGUAAUAUUUGCACAGAAUUUCAUACAAGAGCGUGUUGUAAAAUAAUAAAACUUAAAUCGUCAAA
Messenger RNA from Stegodyphus dumicola, 2008 nucleotides. RefSeq names its product Thioredoxin-related transmembrane protein 3 (gene Tmx3). The record is from RefSeq and is a predicted model, not a curated record. Gene Ontology annotation, cellular component: endoplasmic reticulum. NCBI's taxonomy places the organism in Eukaryota, Metazoa, Arthropoda, Arachnida, Araneae, Eresidae.